AUGGAUUCACUAUCUACAAUCAAAAUAAAUGACAAAUCAUCAUUUGAAUCCACGCCCAAUGCUACAGAAACCGCCAUUGAAGAUGUUGAAAUCAGCAUUUUUGAUGCUGAGAAGUAUUUCAACGAAGAAUUGAACGACCUCAAAAUAUCAGUAGAGAAGAAGAAGCCUGAAUCUCGUGAUCCACUUUCUUCUCCGGCGGAAGCCAGCUGGAACAGCCAAACCGCGCUCCUCACCACGACCGCCGCGGCGCGCCGCCGCGCGAGCAAAGCGUGGUUCGCCGCUAAGAAGUGGAUUCUGAGAAGAAGAAGAUGCUGCUGCGACGGCGAAUCGAUUCGAAUGAAGGAGGUGAUCGCCUCCGAUUCGGAUCAAAUUAGGCCGAUUGUGGUGAUGGAUUCAGUCAAAUCCAGCUGCAACAGAAACUCUAAAACCGUGCAUGCAGAUCACAGCUACGAGCAAGACGACGUCGUUGAGAUACAUCGAAUUAUGGCAUCGGAGGCGGCGCCAGGUCAGCAGCGGAUACUGGCGACGGGGAGGCCAUUCAUCAACGCCACCGUCAGUUUCACUUUCCCCAUCCUCAGCUCCGUCGCCGCCGCUAAAGAGGACGACGUCGGAAGCGAUGCCAGCUCGGAUUUAUUCGAGAUUGAAGCGUUUUCUACUCAAAUGGCGUCGUCUUGUCCGAUCCAAUUGUUGACUGAUUCGGUUGAUGGAAAUUCAAGCCGCGAUAGAAAAUCAGCGCCGGUGAACGGACUCCUCCGUAGCCGGCUAAGCGUUUCGGCUAGCGAGUGUCGUCCCUCCGGUGGGGAAUCGGAGGAGAGUGUGGAGGCGUUAAGGCCGUCGCCGGAGGAGGCGGGUGGCGGCGAGGGAAGGAGGAAGAGUGACGGUGGGGCGACGUCGAUGAGCUGCCGGGAGGGACCGGGGCCGGGGAGCUCUCGAUCGCCGCCGUUGGUGACGGCGGGUGGAUGA
Messenger RNA from Salvia splendens (bonfire salvia), 963 nucleotides. Its product is annotated as protein PHYTOCHROME KINASE SUBSTRATE 4. The transcript has a single exon. NCBI's taxonomy places the organism in Eukaryota, Viridiplantae, Streptophyta, Magnoliopsida, Lamiales, Lamiaceae. Gene Ontology annotation, biological process: phototropism. The record is from RefSeq and is a predicted model, not a curated record. The coding region runs from base 1 to 963 and encodes 320 amino acids.